UUGAAAUUCGACGAGAAUAGUUCCAGCUCCAGCGGAAAAUAUUUAAGAAGCGAAAAACUAAUCAGAAAAAAAUUAAUCGGAACGGAAUCUAGCGAUGUUCAAAAAUAAUACUGCUCAAAAAAAUUAUUAUUUAAUCUGCACAAUAAUUAAAUCAUAGUAGGUCGUGCAUCAACUGCAAAAAAAAUAUUAUUUAACAAAAAACGGUGAAAUGUGAUAAAAAUUACCUACGAAAAAUAAAUAAAAACAAAAAUUAAUUACCUAAUUAAAAAAAUAAACAAACAAAAAAUCAUUCUGUGAUAAUCUGCUAGAAAAAAACUUGUGAAUUAUUUUUAAAAACACAAAUAAAGCAAAAACCACAAACAAAAUGACGAAUGAAGUGUCAUACUGGAAAAUUCUCACGCGUAAAAAGGUCCUUCCCAAUGACGAAAUUCAAUCGUCAAAGUUGGGACGUGUCCUGGGAACUCUCGAUUUGGCAGCUUUGGGUAUCGGUGCGACUUUGGGAGUCGGCGUUUACGUUUUAGCAGGUCACGUAUCUCGGGAUCAAGCAGGACCCUCUGUGAUUCUGUCAUUCCUGAUAGCGGCAGCUGCAUCAUUUCUCGCGGGACUUUGUUAUGCCGAGUUUGGUGCUAGAGUGCCCAAAUCUGGAAGCGCUUACAUCUACAGUUACGUGUGCAUCGGAGAAUUUAUCGCAUUUGUCAUUGGAUGGAAUUUACUCCUGGAAUACAUCAUUGGAUCAGCUUCGGUGUCGAAGGGAUUGAGUCUCUAUUUAGACACGCUGCUGAACGACACCUUCAAACGGACGUUUACAGAAAUCGCACCUAUGCAUUGGGACUUCUUAGCGGAAUAUUUUGACUUUUUUUCGUUUGGAAUUCCACUUUUGCUUGGAGUUGCUAUGGCGUUCGGUUUAAGGAAAUCAGCAAUUAUAAACAACAUUUUUACGGUAUCGAACAUCCUCAUCGUGUUAUUCGUCAUCAUCGCGGGAUCAUUUAAAGCUGACAUCGCAAAUUGGAGCAUUCCAAAGCCCCCACCAGAGUACAACGCAGGCGAAGGAGGAUUUUUCCCCUUUGGCUUCAGUGGAACGUUAAAAGGAGCAGCCACGUGUUUCUUCGGAUACGUUGGUUUCGAUUGCAUCGCAACCACCGGUGAAGAAGUUCAAAACCCCAAAAAAGCAAUUCCAAUGGCAAUUCUCAUCUCAUUGUUCACCAUCUUCAUGGCUUAUUUCGGCGUUUCGACAGUUCUUACCCUCAUGUGGCCCUACUAUUUGCAAGAUGUGAACGCUCCAUUGCCACAUGUCUUCAACGAAAUCGGAUGGUAUGGCGCAAAAUGGGUCGUCGCGAUCGGAGGAAUUUUCGGUUUGAUCGCCAGUUUGUUUGGUGCCAUGUUUCCGCUCCCGAGAAUUAUCUACGCCAUCGCGCAAGACGGAUUAAUUUUCCGUUUUCUCGGCGAUGUGAAUGCCAAAUUCCAAACUCCGGUCACGGGAACGCUCUGUGCUGCUCUGUUAACGGGAACUUUUUCUGCGCUGUUUGAUCUCAAGGCACUCGUGAACAUGUUGUCGAUCGGAACGUUGUUGGCUUACACCGUUGUCGCCAUUUCCAUUUUGAUUUUGAGAUUUUCCAACAAUUUGGAUAACGCGGAGCCACCAUCGUACAACGACGCGAAUGCCAAUCAGCUCACUGAGGGAUCUGGUUUGACGUCAGCGGGAAAAGUUCGAUUGACAUCGAGGACUUUUGUUACACAAUUUUUCAAUAUUCAUCGGAUACAGCGACCGGAUUCGCAUUCCAUGGCAGUUGCGGGAAUUUUGGUGAUGUUAUAUGUGUUGGCGGCACUCGGAUUGGCACUGACGAUAUUUUUCGGACAAACAGCUAUCAUGAAUAUGGAGCCAUGGGCUUUAGCGUUAACGGGAAUUUUCUUAUUUUUGGCUGUUAUUUUGUUAGUGGCGCUUGGGGUGCAACCACGAGAACGAACGCCGUCUGAAUUUACAGUGCCUUUGGUGCCGUUACUACCGGGCGUCAGCAUUUUCAUCAAUAUUUUCCUCAUGCUCAUGUUGGAUUACUACACGUGGAUCCGAUUUGCCAUCUGGAUGGCCAUUGACUUUGUGCAUGUUGCAUGUUUUAAAAUAUUCCCCCUCCUUCCCCCCGUAGGUGUUCCCAUAUAUAUUGCAUGCGUUUUUUGUAAAGUUAAUAGCAAGCGAAAGAGUAGUUUGCACCUGCGACAUCUCCAGGAUGUCGUAAAAUUGAAUGGGACCAUCAACAAAGCGUACGAAAAAGAAUUUGACGAACACCUGAAGGAACUUGAGCAAGAAAAAGUUCCUCAAAUCACAGCAAAUAGCACAAUUAGUCGAACUGCUGCUGCCGAAAUCGAUGAAAUUUUACAAAAAGCAGUUUUGACGGUCGAAAAUCAAUAUUUGGAAGUUAAACCGCCAUCGCCAACGAAAAGUUUCGAUGAAAUCGUGCCCGAAUCGGAAGUAAUUGAUCAAUUAACGGAGAAAAAAGCUGGGAACGGAGCUUUGUACUUCACGGACGAGAUAAAAACUGAUGACGAAAAUGACGAGAUCGAUGAUGGAGACACAACUAACGCAAUUGCCAUGCUAGAUGACGUCUUAGAAGAUGAGGAAUUGAUGGAAAGUCGCAAAAUUUCCGAUGCAUCGAACAUGAUGCCGCAUUCGCAUGAAGCUAUAGCGACUGCCGUUGUGCAUCACGAGAACAUGGAAGAAGAAAAUGAAGAAAUUAUUGCAAAAAGUGAUCAAAAUAACAAUGAAAAAGUAGUGGAAGACCCGAAAAUUCUCGAAGAACCAUUAAAAGAAGAAGAAAAACCAGUUUUUGCUUCGAUUGAUCCCGAAAAUUCCGACAACAACAAAGAAUUCAUCAAGAAACUCAACACUUUGUUCCAACAAAAAACGGUUCCCAAUAGAAAAUUCGUUCCAAAUGACGAGGAUGACACUCUUCAGCAAUCUCCAUCGAAACGACCCUCCUUACUCCAUUCGCGAAGUGAACAUGUGACGCUUGAACGCCAUCCCGCAAUCGACAAAGAAACGGGCGAGCCAUUAUUCCUCAACGAAUCAAGUAAUAUUCCCAAAGCUCCCGUUUUCGAUGCCGAACUUUACAGAUCUCUGGGACGCUCGAAAUCCUCCGUUGUGUUGCGCGAACUAGACAAUAUUGACGAUGAACCGCCUCGUUUGAGAAAAAAGAAAUAUUCCGCUCCACAACCCCCCGUAUCGCCCGAAAUCGCGGAAAAAGACGACAAAACUGCGAUAAAAGAAAAAUUAGAAGCAAUUUUCCGGAAUUCCCUGCCACGAAUGCAGAUGGAAGCGAAAUCACUGCCACCGAAUCCCGUCGUCGUCGCCAAUUUGGAGCAAGAUUCGAAUCAAGACAAGGAAAAUUCUAGUCCUCAAACGUCCAAAGAUGAUUCGCGCGUCGAGAGAGUUUCGAGUUUCAAAACAAAAGCCAAAAAAUUCGACACAGUCGAGAAACAAAAAGCAAUAUUCGCGAAUGUAAUUCGGGAAAUUAACCCGGACAAACCGAAAAGUUUGCAAAGAACGCCUUCAUUUGACAGGCGACAACUGACCGAAGUAUUUAAAGUAGAUAAUAGCGAUAGUCGUAGAAGUAGUGCUAGAAGUAACAUUAAAUUGCCCGAAAAUAGUGAUAAGAGUCAAGAAAAUGUUCCUAAGUUUUAGCUUUUUUAAUGCAUGUUUUUACUAAUUAUUUAAUAAAAAUAAAUUAAAUUUAAUUAAAAAUGGGGAAAAACUUAAAAAAAAAAAUACUAACUUGCCAAAAUUAAUUCUAAAUACAAAAUAA
Messenger RNA from Culicoides brevitarsis, 3794 nucleotides. RefSeq names its product cationic amino acid transporter 2-like. Gene Ontology annotation, cellular component: plasma membrane. Bases 365 to 3673 code for a protein of 1102 amino acids. Gene Ontology annotation, biological process: L-ornithine transmembrane transport; L-arginine import across plasma membrane. Gene Ontology annotation, molecular function: L-ornithine transmembrane transporter activity; L-lysine transmembrane transporter activity; L-arginine transmembrane transporter activity. Lineage: Eukaryota; Metazoa; Arthropoda; Insecta; Diptera; Ceratopogonidae. The transcript has 7 exons. The record is from RefSeq and is a predicted model, not a curated record.